AUGUCUCGCCGUAAGCUCCGUCAGACGGCCGAAGAGACCCUCGCCCCGCCAGACUCUUUGACUCCCGGUCAACUAAUUGCCCGCGUCGUCCAGCUCCACGGCAAGGACCUGUAUACGGUGCAAACCCCAGACUCCUCCACCCUUCUCGUCGAACUCGAAAACCGUUUUCGGAACGCCAUUUUCGUCAAGCGGGGCGGAUACGUUCUGGUAGACACUUCUACCAGCGAUCGGUCGAACAAAAUACAGGGAGUCAUUGUGAACAUUGUUCGGGAUGAGAAAGCCUGGCGCAAGCAACCCUACUGGCCGUCCGAGUUCGUCAAGAAGACGGUAUCCGAGGACAGUGACGAGGAAGAAUCACUAGUAGGAAAGAUGCCGCCAUCAGAUAGUGAGGACGAGGAGGGCUGA
This is a messenger RNA of Exophiala dermatitidis NIH/UT8656, 405 nucleotides long. RefSeq lists its product as uncharacterized. Gene Ontology annotation, biological process: translational initiation. The transcript has a single exon. NCBI's taxonomy places the organism in Eukaryota, Fungi, Ascomycota, Eurotiomycetes, Chaetothyriales, Herpotrichiellaceae. Gene Ontology annotation, cellular component: nucleus. The record is from RefSeq and is a predicted model, not a curated record. Gene Ontology annotation, molecular function: RNA binding; translation initiation factor activity. The coding region runs from base 1 to 405 and encodes 134 amino acids.